Molecule: messenger RNA, 736 nt
Organism: Cladocopium goreaui
Lineage: Eukaryota; Dinophyceae; Suessiales; Symbiodiniaceae
Source: the annotation of a GenBank genome assembly
AAUGCUUGAAGCAGAAUGUCGGUAGAUAGCGAGUCAGAAUCUCCUUGGAUUUCUGGGAGUGAAAGCUUGGGCAAUGGCGGCCCUGCCUCCAGCAGCAGCACGCGGGUUGCAAAGCAGGCAAUUCCUGCAGACGUCUCAGCGAAAGAGGCUCCCGGGAAGCUGUGCAGUGCCCAGAUGGAGGUCACAGCUCCUUUCAUCGCAACCCCGCGGACAACCAGUCCAACUGUGACGUGGCGUAGUGCUGCCUUGGCUCCUUCGUCUCAAGCGAAGGCUGCUGCGGCAACCGCAGCAACUGCGGCAACUCCUGGAAGUGAGCCGUGCAGGUAUCGGGAAGUGGGAGCUCCUGUCAUGUUGACUCCUCGAAGUAUCAGUCCAACAGUGGCUUGGCAAAGCGCGGCAGCCCCACCACAGGUGAAGGCAGAGUCCCCUAGGACCUUGCAACCGACAAAGGUGACUGUGUACCCGCCAGUGCGCCUUGAGUCUGCACCAACUAGUUCAGGGCAUGAGCGUGUGCCGUUAGUCACCAUGAUGAACGGGUACUCAACACCAGGGAACUUCAUGCCAACACCGUCCAAUGUGCUUUGGACUCCACCAGUGCCAUUCCGCCAGGCAACACCGCAGCCUGUGAAUGGAUCCAAUGUGGCAGGUUCAGUGCCGUCAACCCCUGUGGCUCCAUGGACAUGCUAUUCUUGUGCAACAAGGUCAGUCCCCGUAGCAGCUCCUGUAGCACUUCCGG